Messenger RNA from Halichondria panicea, 1089 nucleotides. RefSeq lists its product as uncharacterized. The record is from RefSeq and is a predicted model, not a curated record. Lineage: Eukaryota; Metazoa; Porifera; Demospongiae; Suberitida; Halichondriidae. The transcript has 4 exons. Bases 1 to 1089 code for a protein of 362 amino acids.
AUGAUUCUCAUCUGGCAGAAGCUGCACAAGGACAGCCAAGAAGAUUACGGCACUCUCAGCAGUCUUUUUGCUCGCAUUGGAUGCUCCAAGGCGAAGAAACCGAAGAAUGACAUGCACACAUGUCAAGCUGCCUUCCUAGCAGGCUGUAAGGAAUUUGACAUUGAAGGACCCGAUGAUGAGAUCAAAGACAAAGAGGUAAACCAAUCUCUGCUGAGUAGUGUGGCCCAGACAGUGACAGUGAUAGACAGUGGAGAUAAAGUGCACGGGUAUGCUCGAGUGCUAUGUCAUUUCGCCUCCUUAGUACUGCUGUUUGUGGAUGCCUGGAAAGAAGGAGACGGUGAGCGUGUUAUUAGGCUGUGGAAGAUUUUAAUGCUCCACUUUCAUGCUGAGAAAAAGACAAAAUAUGCACUAGAGGCACUUAGGCUUCAAUUUCAACUUGCCACUCUCCAGCCAUACCUCUCUCAUCAGCUGACCUGGGGCCGCUUCAUCAACACUCAUGGCGGCCUAGGACGGAACAUCCCAUGUGAUCUCCACAAUGAGCACAUAAACAAGCUUUACAAGAACAUCAUCUCGAACAUGGGUGCCAACUUUACGAAGACUGCCAGCACUUGGGCAGCACGAUCCGUAUCGUCUCUUCAUCGAAUCUCCAUGGCCUUUGACAAGCAGACUAACAUCCACCGUGAAGCAACAGCUCACAGCACGAGGUCAGAUGAGAAGGACGUCAAGACAGUUGUAGCUGUGCUUCAGAAGGCUGAGGUCCUCAGCGUUAUUGUGAACCGGUCUCACAGAAUGUUCCCUAAAUUCUCCCCAGACCCCCUGCAUCAAUUAAACAGAGAAAAAAUGAGCACAUGGAUCAAGAGGAAGGCUAAAGAAUACACAAGGAGCGAAACCGCUAUGAGAAUUGACUCAGACACCGAGGAUGAGGACGUGUAUGGUGCCACGUACGGACUUGAUGAUAUACUUGAUGAUAUACCAGCCUCAGAUAUUUUUGACUCAGACACCAAGGAUGCGGACGUGUAUAGUGCCACGUACGGACUUGAUGAUAUACAAGCCUCAGAUAUUUUUGAAUAUGAUGGUAUUGAGGCCUGA